UCGUGUCUAUAUAUUACUUAGAUUGUCUCAAUUAAAUUUAAACCUAAAUAAUGAUUUUUCUUCAAAUGAAAUAAUUUGAGAGAUUGUUUACAAAAAUGUAAUUCAUUAGAUAACCUAUCUAUUUUAUAUUCGCUCAGUUGAUAUUGUAUAAUGGAGAGGAUGAAGGGUGUGCUGAAUCAAGAAAACAUCAAUUCCAUGAAGAGAAUAGUGGAUUUGGGUCUUGCAAAAAGUCUAAAGGAAGCGGAACUUAGACACAUAUUGUAUGAAAAAUACCAGGCAUUGAAUACCUGGUAUAAUCGAACAAUUGGAACAGAGGAACUAAGAAAAUACCAGAACCAAGUAACAGAACUGCAGGAAAGACUGUUUACAAUUCAAGAAGCUCGUAGAACAAUUGGACAAAAUUUGCAAGCAAUCAGAGACAAGUCUCAUGUGAUCCAGGAUGAUUUGCAGAAAACCAAUAGGCAGAAUAAUUUUGAAAAAUACAUGAAACUGCUCAGAGAGGAAACUGAAAACAUGAAAACUGAGCAGGAAUUGACGAAGCUGUUGAACGAUCAAGAGAGAUGUGAAAGGGAUGUGUGCAGUGCUUUUACAAGCGCCAUACAUAAUGCACAUGAAAAGCAGAGGGCACAAAUAGAAAACACAAAGUAUUUUGGUAUCUUGAUUUCAUUCACAGGAAGCUUCUUGACAUUUCUUUACUCAAGUAUUCGCAGUGAUGAUAUAAAGAAGGUCAUCAAAAAGAAUAUGACCAUUGAGUUGGAGCCAAUUGUGAGAAGGUUGGAGGAGAAUAUUGAAAAAAUGGAAGUAAAUUCCAAUAAAGUUACAAUAAUGGGCAACAAAGCUCAAGAUGAUUUUAAGAAACUAUCAGACACUGUAAAAGCAUAUACUUCUAACACUAAAGAAGUUUUGGAUGGAGGACUUACUAGUAAAGAAUCAAGUGCUUCUGAUGAUAUUAAUAAUAAAGGUUCUCAUAUUCCAGUAACAGAAAUACUUAUUGGAACAGUUAUUUUCAGUUUAUUUUUAAUUGUCUUUGGUAAAUAGCUUUAAUCUUGAAAAAUAAUAUUAAUAAUA
Molecule: messenger RNA, 1068 nt
Organism: Nicrophorus vespilloides
Lineage: Eukaryota; Metazoa; Arthropoda; Insecta; Coleoptera; Silphidae
Exons: 2
Coding region: 151-1038 (295 amino acids)
Source: RefSeq, a predicted model, not a curated record